UAACAAAAGUAGACUCUUUCUUCCUCCAUGGAGACGAGAUUUUAGCCUUCCUUAUUUUACGCAGCGCCUCCCAUCUGUUUGAUUCAUUCAAACAUAGACAGAUAGGCAAACAAUAUUUACCAAAAACUCUCUCUUUCUAUUAGAAAGGAGGAGUUUGUUUUCAGGUAACCAUUCUUUGAUUCCCAUCCACGGGCUUUACGUGAAACUUCUCUUGGCAAUUGGAAAAGGAAUUAUAAUUGCUGCUCUCAUUCUUCAUUCUGAUCUCAGGUAUCAGGAUUGAAGUUUCACGCGGAUACCAUUGUACCCUUUUCUUGGGUUUUGCACUUCCAACCAAUCAACUGUCCAAUUGACGUGCACAAGUUUUGCUCAUAGUCAAAAUGUUUGGAUUUAGGAAAUCACCUGCAAAUAAUAAACCUACCAAGCAAAGUUCAGUGAACCCUCCAGCCUCUUUUACCUCUAACCCUUUUGAUUCAGAUGAUGAAUCCAAUGCCAAGCAAACACUUCAUCACGGAAAACGAACUUAUUCUGAGCCCAUGCUUAAUGUCCCCAAUGAUGCUUUUGAUGAUAGAGACGGAUACAAGAACGAUUUCCGUGACUCAGGAGGGCUAGAGAACCAAAGUGUUCAAGAACUGGAGAAAUAUGCUACCUACAAGGCUGAGGAGACAACAAAGAGUGUUAAUAACUGCCUCAGGAUUGCCGAAGAUAUCAGACAAGAUGCUACAAGGACUCUUGAUAUGUUGCAUGCUCAGGGUGAACAAAUCACCAGGACCCACAACAUGGCUGUUGAUAUGGAUAAGGAUCUCGGUAAGGGUGAGAAGCUCUUAAACAAUCUCGGAGGCAUUUUCUCUAAGCCUUGGAAGCCAAAGAAAACCCGGGAUAUAACAGGACCUUUGAUCACAGCAGAUAAACCUUCCAAACUGAACCAAUACAACAGAGGAGAAAGAGAAAAGCUGGGUUUAGCUCCUAGAGGACGUUCAGCUCCUACAACACCUCCUCCUGAACCAACAAACGCACUGCAGAAAGUUGAGGCAGAGAAGGGAAAGCAAGAUGAUGCACUUUCAGAUUUAAGCAACAUCUUGGGUGAUUUAAAAGGCAUGGCAAUUGAUAUGGGAAGUGAACUUGACAGCCAAAAUAAAUCCCUUGAUCACCUUAGUGAUGAUGUUGAUGAGCUGAACUCUCGAGUGAAAGGAGCUAAUCAACGUGCACGCCGUUUGCUUGGGAAGUGAAACACCGGGCAGCGUGUAUCACCUUCAGCUACUGAAUUCAGAAUUCAGUUUACCUAACUUCUGUUUAGCUAUUGCAGCGGCAAGUUUUGUCAAGUCCCAGUUGUAUACAAAGUGCAAGUGUUGUUUCUCUUUCAAGAUACUGUUAAUACAAAAUCUAUUCCUCGCU
Messenger RNA from Populus trichocarpa (black cottonwood), 1392 nucleotides. RefSeq names its product putative SNAP25 homologous protein SNAP30. The record is from RefSeq and is a predicted model, not a curated record. Gene Ontology annotation, cellular component: SNARE complex; plasma membrane. Lineage: Eukaryota; Viridiplantae; Streptophyta; Magnoliopsida; Malpighiales; Salicaceae. Gene Ontology annotation, molecular function: SNAP receptor activity. Bases 378 to 1226 code for a protein of 282 amino acids. The transcript has 6 exons.